This is a messenger RNA of Candidula unifasciata, 969 nucleotides long. Lineage: Eukaryota; Metazoa; Mollusca; Gastropoda; Stylommatophora; Geomitridae. The record is from the annotation of a GenBank genome assembly.
AUGGCCGAUCCAUGGGAAGAAUUUGCUGGAAAUUACCCAAUCCAUGAAGAAUCCUACGCAUUGACAAACAUCAUCAAGGAAAACGACAUCAAACAUUUCAGUGAUUACGACAUCGAAGAAGCUAAUCGGAUCUUCUCAAGCGUGAUAAAAGCCUCAGCUGGGGAAGUUCCUUUCGAUGGCCAGGUCCAAGAAAUGUUCAUCCCAUCUCCCGAAGUCGCCAACGGAAUUCCUGUUUCCAUCUACAAACCCAGCAACUGUGUACAAACACCGGCCAUUUUGAUCUACUUGCAUGGAGGUGGGCUGAUUUUGUUUGACCGGAAGUGUUUUGAGCCCACCCUGCAACUGAUUGCAAUGGAAGCUGGUUGUAUCGUGGUAAACGUGGAGUACCGGCUGCUGCCAAACCAGGUCAACGGUCAUGCUCCCUUCGAUGACGCUAAGGUGGUUGCCAGCUGGGUUCUGGAAAAUAAACAGAAAGUUGGUGGAAGUCCUGAAAGCAAAGUUGGUAUAGGAGGCGAUAGUGCCGGUGGCCAGAUAUCUGCUAGCGUUGCCAACGAUCUUCAUGGAUUAGAUUUUCAAAUCUUGAUUUAUCCAAAUGUCGAUACUGGACCUACACAGCCAUCGGUAGACGAGUUCGCCAACGUUCCGCUGCUAUCCAAAGCUGACAUCCAGUGGUUUAUCAGACACAUGGCCAAGGCGCUACCUGACCACUUGACCGAUCCACGGGUCAAUGUAGUCACCAGGACUGACCUCACAUCGGCCCCUUCUGCUCUGGUACUCUUGGCCCAGCUGGACACCAUCAGAGACAGCGGGAUGAUGUACGCAGAGAAGCUGCGAGCUGCUGGAGUGAAGGUCCGAAUUGUUGUCAUCGAAGGGGUGCCCCAUUGCUUCUUCAUGUGUCCAGGUGUGUUCAAGACCAAGUGCCAGGAAGCCUACGGGCACAUCGCCAAUUUUAUCAAGGACUUUCAGUGA